AUGUCACCGGAUUUUAGUAAAACACCAAAUAUUCAAAGAUUUAUGAACAAAUUUUUUAUAUUAGGUCGAGGUCUUUCGAAAUUCAAAAAGAAUUAUCAAUUAACCGAAGAACUUGGUCGUGGCGGUUUUGGUAUUGUGUAUGGUGCGAUACGAACUAAUGAUGAAACACCUGUCGCUGUAAAAUUUAUUGACCGAAGAUAUGUGAGAGAAUGGGGAAAAUUAAACGACGAGCAAGUACCAAUGGAGAUCAGUAUUCUCGCUCGUUGUGCCCCUAUAACGGGCGUUGUUGACCUUCUCGAUUGGUUUCAUUUAGCUGAAGGAUUUCUUAUAAUUAUGGAACGACCAUUUCCUUCCAUUGAUCUUUUCGAUUUUAUCAAAAGUGAACAACGAUUAACUGAAAAUUUUGCACGCUUUUUCUUUCGACAAAUCGUGCAAACGGUCGAUGAAUGCAUGCAACGAAAAGUUGUGCAUCGAGAUUUAAAGGACGAAAAUAUUGUAAUUGACUUGGUGACAGGUGAAAUUCGGCUGAUUGACUUUGGUGCUGCAAUAUUACUCGAUGAAAUUCAUUAUUCGGACUUUCAAGGUACCAGGUUAUAUUGUCCACCUGAAUGGUUCCUUCAUUCGCUUUAUUUGGAUGAGGAAGGAACGGUUUGGUCGCUUGGUAUUUUGCUAUAUAACAUGUUGAAUGGACGACUACCUUUUCAUGAUGAAAAAGAUAUUUGCACUAUGCACAUGCUUGGACCAUUACAAUUUUAUGCUCCAAUAAGCUCUGAGGCCAAAGACCUCAUUCAGCAGUGUUUACGCUUUGAUCCAUUAACUCGUUGUACAUUAGAAGAAGUUUUGAGACAUAAAUGGACGAAAACUUUAACACCUGACUGGUUAACGCUAAUUUCUUCAUCAACUUUUAAUAACGAAAACGAUGAGAAUAGUUUUUGCCUUAAAGAAACUAACAACGAAAGUUCAAUCAAAUCACUAAAUAGCGAAAAAUCUUUUAUCUCAGUUCAUUAA
Messenger RNA from Dracunculus medinensis (Guinea worm), 1008 nucleotides. The record is from the annotation of a GenBank genome assembly. Lineage: Eukaryota; Metazoa; Nematoda; Chromadorea; Rhabditida; Dracunculidae.